Messenger RNA from Aaosphaeria arxii CBS 175.79, 5661 nucleotides. Its product is annotated as NFX1-type zinc finger-containing protein 1. Gene Ontology annotation, biological process: regulatory ncRNA-mediated heterochromatin formation. Gene Ontology annotation, molecular function: helicase activity; zinc ion binding. Lineage: Eukaryota; Fungi; Ascomycota; Dothideomycetes; Pleosporales. Gene Ontology annotation, cellular component: nucleus; nuclear RNA-directed RNA polymerase complex. The record is from RefSeq and is a predicted model, not a curated record. The transcript has 5 exons. The annotation marks the transcript as partial.
CAUGAUACUGGCUUUACACAAUCAGGCCAGGGCCGUCGAACUGUGGUCGAACAAUCGGAAGAACAACGAGAGGCCAGGAAUGCAUAUACUUCUUGGAAACGUCAGAUCAGAGAUCCUCCAUACAGUAGGUACAGCAGUGUUCUAUCCCAAACAUGGACCGAUGCUGUUGCAAUACUCAACAACGAUGACGAUCGCGAAUGGAAACAAGUACUACCCCGAGACCUCGACAGUGAUGAAUUAUGCGGCCGUGAGCACAUCCAAGCACUCAUGAACGUCAAAGCCCCAAGCGGAGAGUUUGGUUGCUACAUCAAAGCUUGCUCUGCUUUCCUUCAAGUAUUCACGCACACGGCGCUUCUCCAUUGCCUGUCCGUGGACACUUACGUCGGAGCACUCUAUAACUACAUCGGUGGGCCUCAAGGCAAGCGGGCCAUUCCGUUCUUCGAGCGACUUUGCCUUGCUCUGGUCAGCCAUCACAAUGAGGGUUCUGGUAGUUCCGAUUCGUUGAUCAUGGAAGACGCACUCGUCAAUAUGUCCACGGCCUUACAUGAACUUUUGCGAAGAGAGCCACGCAUCAGGUUCAACGACGAUCUUCCGGGCCUGAUAGAUUCAAUCGAGCGCACGGCUGCGUCGUUACUCGGCAGUCAACCCUCUUUCGCAUAUCAGAUUGUCACAACCCAGGUCAAACAGCUGAGAGCAUUGGUUGCCCAUGCAGGGCAACUGGUGGAGUCCGAAGAGACAGAUGACCUUUCCUUUCCAAUCGGCACGUCGUCCACGUAUCCUCGAGACAUCGUCCUUCCCCGUGAUCGUCACGAUAACGAUAAGAUUGACAUGACGAAAAUUAGCAUAUUCCCAACGAUGGGUGAGAUACUAAGCGAUGCUGUUGAGUUUCUUCCAUCAACGGACCGGGACCAAACACAUUUCCAACCAGAUCCAAUUGCACGGCACUUCGAUACCUUGUUCCGCCUCUUCCGCCACGACACAUUUGGCGAACUGAAAGAAGCCCUUGGAAAUCUCAUCAAAGCGGCGCAGGACGACCCCUCGGCGCUCCGCAAUCCGAAGCACGCGCUGGGCGACAUCAGAGCCCGCCAUUAUAACAGUGCACAUAUCGCACACGUUGCGUUUAGUCGAAACCACGGGUUGGAGGUGCACUUUCAAUUCCAGCUGCCUUCGGCUGUUCGCAGCAAAAAGGCAGUCGAGAAACAGAACUUGAAAUACCCGCAAGAUGAUAACCAUGCCACUGUUGUGACGAAGUUGGUUGCCCAGGACGAAGCAUGCCUUAAGACUAUGAUCGAACUGAGCUGCCAAAGGAAUAAAGGAGUGUUGAUCGAGUUUUCGAGCGUCCUGCCGGCGACCUUCGUCCCAAUACUCGAGAACCUACAGGGAAUGCAACGAACCGGUCGUCUUCCCUUCCAUCAAUGGAUCUUACCCGACAAAGUUGCGAACCCCAAGGAAACCCUGCUCGACAUACCCCCACCUCUGUACGCAAGAAAGCCCGGGUUCUCGUUUCCAAUGGAGGCAAUAAAGGUCUCCGGGGCACGCAGCGUGAAGGUUCCCUCGUCGGCUUCUCCUGACGACACGGUUCUUAUUGACAGUCUGGAGGAUUGUACGUCCCUCGAUAGGGGACAGCGCGUCGCACUGAUUGCUGCGCUGACUAGGGAGUUUGCUUUCAUACAAGGUCCACCCGGCACGGGGAAAACGUAUCUCGGGGUGCAGCUCAUGAGGGUCUUGUUGUCUAUCAAGGAUCUUGCGGACUUGGGUCCAAUUGUUGUUGUGUGUUACACGAACCACGCCCUGGAUCAAUUUCUUGAGCACCUAAUCAAAGUCGGCAUCGUCAAGGUCAUCCGUAUGGGCGGCCAAAGCCACUCCACCCUCCUCGAGGAACACAAUCUCCGCUCCAUUUCCAAGGGCGAGGAGAGAACCCGACAGGAAGGCUGGCAGCUGGCGUCGUCGUAUGAGAAACUGGAGCGAAACGAGGAGGAUAUCAACAAGUUUCUCGGAAGAGUUCACAGUUUGCACAAACGGAGCAGCUGGAAGGACUUCGAGCACUCUCUGCGAAGGGCAUAUCCUCUCGUUUAUCGGCAGUUCAAUGCCGUUGAUGAAGAAGGAUUCAAAAAGGUCGGAAGACAUCCUUUUGACAUUUGGAAAUCGAGUGGCGCCCAUACACCUGAAGAAGGCGAAGUGGCCGACGACGACAUAGGAAAACCAGACAUGGAUAGGAUAAUGUGGAGAGCCAAUAAAAGUGUUAACGACCUGUCAAGACUUGAGCGCACAGCCUUGAUUGAGCAUUGGUGCGCAAGGAUCAACGCGGACACAUUCAAUGAACUGUUCGGUCUAAUCGAAGAAGCCAACAAUACAACCGCCGGAAAACAAAAGAUCUACGACGAGGUCGAUCGUCGCGUCCUUCAAGGAGCAGACGUUGUCGGUAUAACGACCACUGGUCUGGCAAAGCGUAUCGCGAUGCUUCAGCGCCUGCGUUGCAAAGUCGUCAUCUGCGAGGAGGCGGGCGAAGUCAUGGAGCCGCAUAUGAUAUCUACGCUCCUUCCUACCGUCGAGCAUUUCAUUCAGAUAGGAGAUCAUGAGCAGUUGAGACCGACGAUCAAUCAUCACAAACUCUCACUCGAAAGUCGACAAGGCGCCUUGUAUCAAUUAGAUCGCAGCCAGUUCGAGCGCUUGUCGGUUGGAGAACGUGGUAGGCCAAAACUCCCUGUCGCGCAGCUCGAUGUGCAGAGGAGAAUGCGUCCUGAGAUCUCGACACUUGUUCGGGAAACCAUAUAUCCCAAGCUGGUGGAUCACCACACUACGACUAAGUUACCUGAUGUUGUGGGCAUGAGGAAGAAUGUUUUCUGGCUCGACCAUCAGAACCUGGAAGAGAGCAAGGACACAGAGUCACAUCAUGAAAAGUCCAAGUCAAAUCUGUGGGAAGUUGAGAUGGUGCACAGUCUCGUCCGUCACAUCGUCCGCCAGGGAGCAUAUAAAAGCGACGAGAUAGCCGUCUUGACGCCUUAUACUGGUCAGCUGCAAAAGCUGCGGGCGGCAAUGCGUCAGGAUUUCGAGAUCGUACUCAGUGAUCGGGAUGAAGAUGCAUUGGCUCAAGAUGGCUUCAAUACAGGAGACACCAGUUCGGAUGCAGAGGCAGCAGAGCAAGCUCCUGAUAAAAACAAGCGUAAGCCACUCGCUAAAAAGCAGCUGAGUGAUUUGUUACGAGUUGCUACCGUCGAUAACUUCCAGGGCGAAGAAGCAAAGAUCAUCAUCGUUUCCUUGGUCAGAAGCAACACAGCUCGAAAGGUGGGAUUUUUAAAGACCACGAAUCGUAUUAAUGUCCUCCUCAGUCGAGCACAACACGGGUUGUAUCUCAUCGGAAAUACAGAUACAUAUUCCAAUGUACCUAUGUGGAAGACGGUCAUCGAAAUGCUUCAAAGCAAGGAGUCUGUCGGGGAAGCGUUUGGUCUUUGUUGCCCCAGACAUCCAGAGACAGAAAUUGAAGUGGCACUCCCGGAGGACUUUGCCAAAUAUAGUCCUGAAGGUGGAUGUCGACUUGCAUGCGAUCGACGUCUUUCAGAUUGUGGUCAUCGUUGUGAAGCUAGAUGCCAUUCACAAAGCAUGCAUGAUGUAUUCGCAUGUCCAAAGCCUUGUGAGCGUCUGCUCCCACGUUGCGGACAUCCUUGCCAGAAACAAACCUGUGGUGAAGACUGCGGCCGGUGUCUCAUUCAAAUCGACGACGUCAAACUUCCUUGUGGUCAUUGUAAAGAUCGAGUCGAAUGCUACAGAACCGAGGAUGUCGGUUUAAUAAGAUGCACAGUCAAUGUCAGGAAAGUGGUCCCCGGCUGCAAGCACAAGAUUACGGUUCCUUGCUUCCGAGAUGUAACAUCAGAACUAUACCAAUGCCCUACCCCAUGUUCGAAGCUGUUGUCGUGUGGUCACCCCUGCUCUGGGACUUGCGGCGAGUGUAUCACGAGGCCUCAAAACGGGGGACAGAUCGAAGAGCAUCAAACAUGCCAAAAGAUUUGUGGCCGACGAUUUGGCACAUGCAACCAUACAUGUCCAAGACCGUGCCAUGAUGGAAAGGAAUGCGGACCCUGCGUUUCACCCUGUGAGGUCCAAUGUGCGCAUUCAAAAUGCACACUGAAGUGCCACGAAGCCUGCGCACCUUGUGUAGAGCCAUGUGCAUGGAGCUGUGAGCACCAGGGAGUUUGUACUCUCCCGUGCUCGGCUCCAUGCAAUCGUCUCCCCUGUGACGAACGCUGCACCAAGCUUCUGUCCUGUGGUCACCAAUGUCCAGGAAUAUGCGGCGAAAUAUGUCAUGAAGACUAUUGCCACGAUUGCAAAAAGCGAUAUGACGACAGAGUUGAUAUGUUAGAGUUUAAGACUUACGCUGAGAUCGACGUUACCUCGACACCGAUCGUUGUGCUCGGCUGUGGUCAUUUCUUUACCGCAGAGACGCUCGACGGCAUGAUGGGGAUGUCAGAAGUAUAUGGGAUGGAUAGUUCUGGCUCCAUGAUUGGACUUAAGGAUAUUUCUGGAUCGCUGGCGCCCUCAGUUCCAAAGUGUCCUAACUGCAAUCUUCCGGUCCGACAGUAUGCGACGCAGCGAUUCAACCGUGUAAUCAACAGAGCAGUCAUUGAUGAGAUGUCGAGACGCUUCUUGGCGUCUGGCCAAAUGAGACUUACGCGGUUAGGACAGGAAGUGAAAGAGCUGGAGGAGAAACUGACAAGAACCCAAUCAGCUUUUCUACACCCUCCACUUAAUUCUCAGAUCGUGAAUGGAGGCCACGAAAAGGUGACGGUCAUCAGCAAAAAGCAACUCAAGGACCGAUAUAACCGAGCAAUGGAACUUUCAAUACUGAUCAAACGCUUCCAGAAAGAAUUCGCAGAUCGACAUCAGCCUGCGCAAAAGCUUCACCAGGCCACUCUGCACGCGAUUAGACGAAACGCAUCGCUAGAAGACGCAUUCGCGAAUCUCGGUGUAUCGGAUACGACUCCAGUCCCAGAACGGGACCGCCGGAUUGCGCUUGGCGCUCAAAUACUGUACAUCAAGAUAGAGUGUGUCAGUAUUGAAGACAAACUCUCAGUAUUUGUGGCUCCUGGCCUGGAAAACACCGACGAUUCAUCGACACCAGAAAGCUGGGCCGUGAAACUAACUAAACCGUUCCUCAAGAACUGUAACGGCUUCAUUGAUUCAUGUACUAAAGAGAGUCUGCCACAACUGGCUGUACAAGCCAUCAUUUUCUUCUCUCGCGUCGUUUUUAGUUUUCAUUCUAUGCGAAUCCUGGGCACCGAAAGCCGCGCCAUGGCGAAACAGUUCGUCGAACAAGCGAAAGAGCUUCUUCAGAACGCCAUUGAGCUAUGCCAACAACCAUUUCGAGAUGCCGAGCAAUUGAAAGUAGCAGUGGAGCACUCACUCGAGCUUCUCGGUAGAGAAUGGUACGAAGAAGUCACGGCAGAGGAGCUACAAGCCAUCAAAGAUGCGAUGGUGAGCGGGGGCAGAGGUAUCAGUACUCAUUCUGGCCACUGGUAUAAUUGCGUCAAUGGGCACCCCUUUGCGAUUGGCGAGUGUGGGAUGCCUAUGCAGCUGGCUCGUUGUCCCGAGUGUGGUGCACCUAUUGGUGGCCAGAAUCACACAGCUGUGGAUGGGGUUAGUAGGGCUACGGACAUGGAGAAUUAG